Laetiporus sulphureus 93-53 is the source of this 1168-nucleotide messenger RNA. RefSeq lists its product as uncharacterized. The transcript is spliced from 3 exons. The coding region runs from base 359 to 1123 and encodes 254 amino acids. The record is from RefSeq and is a predicted model, not a curated record. NCBI's taxonomy places the organism in Eukaryota, Fungi, Basidiomycota, Agaricomycetes, Polyporales, Laetiporaceae.
CCUCGUCUCUACAUUUGCUCGGACGCUGACAAGGUGACGCCUCAGGAAGAGGUCCUGACGCACUACGAAGAGGCAUUGACGAAAGGGUUCGAUGUUACUGUCGAGAAGUUCGCUGGCUCUCCGCACGUUGCACACGCUCGUAGCGAUCCAGAGAGGUACUGGAAUGCCAUUCGCCGGCUUUGGGCUAAGGCUGUAACAUCUUCGCGGCCUGUUUCUUCGAUUACGUGAUUCCACUGUAAAUAAUACCUCCCAGUGAGUCGUGACCCAGUCUGUAAGACACGUUAAUUAUAUCCUCGCCUUCUGUCUCGAUGCAUCGAUCGCCUGUAGCAAUCUAGUGCCUUGCGUACAUCAGGUGCCAAUGGAACAGUAUUUCUCACAUAAUUUUCGAAGACUUAAUGGAGGGCUAUGCGGCAUAUAUCCAGAUCCUUUCGGCGUCCAGUCAAGGCGUCAUAUAGGAUAUUUUCGUGCUGAGCUAGGCGUACGGACAGUCAUCCUCAACCAGCGCAUCGAUGUCACCAUGCACUUACUACGGCACUGUUGGACACGUAGCGCCGUUCAAAUUAUUUGUGGAUCCACGGCGAACAAACGGCAAUGGCCAAAAUGCGAUGGACUCAGGCCCCCGGAUUCUCUAUCAGAACGAAUGUCCGGACUCCGAAGCUGUUGCCAACCGGAUUUCAGGCCGGGAUCGGUCAGUUGCACUGGUAGAUGUCAAUCACACAUGACUAGACAUGCGGCAAGGACUGGUUCUAGAAAUGCCAUAGUAUGUGCGAUACGAGCUCGUCGACAUCCCACAGUGGACCAUCAUACACAUGCAUCAGAUGCUCAGCUCACAAUCGCGCCUUCCUUGUCUUCUAUCUCCUUAUCGCUCGGCCAACCAGUCUCCUCCACUGUAUCACCGCGAUUUAAACCUGCUAUGAUCCGUACCGUGAUGGACAGAUGUGGAGCUACGUUCCCGCAAGAUCAGGUUUCUAGUAUUGUGAAUGAUGUGCUGAACGCAGUAAGGCUGCCUCAUCAUUCCUUCGGCAACACAUGUGAUCUCUUCCAUGUAUGGAAUACCUGUCCACGGUCGCGCAGUCCGGAUGUCAGUCCGAUCAUGGCGCCAACAUUCACGGCACUACAUUAAGCAAUAUAUGCAGUAUGCAAUAUGCCGAACGUUGUUUUCUUGUUG